AUGGCUCCAUCCGCACAGACCGAAGAGGCGUUGCCCGCGAUGCAGAGAAAUAACAUAUCGAGCCUCGAGGAAUAUGGGGCCCUCGAUGUAACCACUUUUGAGCAAAUACUAGAAAUGGACGAUGAGGAUGAAGACAGAGAAUUCAGUCGGAGUAUAGUGUACAGUUUCUUCGACCAGGCGGAAGCCACAUUCUUCCAAAUGGAAUCAGCCAUUUCUUCUCAGGACCUCUCCGAACUAUCUCAACUAGGCCAUUUUCUCAAGGGCUCGUCCGCCACCUUAGGCCUGACCAAGGUCAAAGAUGCCUGCGAGAAAAUCCAGAAUUACGGCCAGCAAAAGGACGAGUCCGGCAACCACAACGAACCAGACAAAAACAGGUCCUUGGCCAACAUCAAGAAAGCCCUGGUGGAAGUGAAGAAGGAUUAUCAUGAAGUUGUUAAGAUUCUUAAGCAGUUCUAUGGAGAUGAUACGGCGGAAUAG
Microsporum canis CBS 113480 is the source of this 477-nucleotide messenger RNA. RefSeq lists its product as hypothetical. The record is from RefSeq and is a predicted model, not a curated record. Gene Ontology annotation, biological process: phosphorylation; phosphorelay signal transduction system. The coding region runs from base 1 to 477 and encodes 158 amino acids. Lineage: Eukaryota; Fungi; Ascomycota; Eurotiomycetes; Onygenales; Arthrodermataceae. Gene Ontology annotation, molecular function: protein histidine kinase binding; histidine phosphotransfer kinase activity. The transcript has 3 exons. Gene Ontology annotation, cellular component: nucleus; cytoplasm.